AGGGAACCGAUGGCGCCCGCCCGCCCGCUCCGCCGACAUCGUCGUGCCGCGCGCCACGUGCUCCGGAGCUCCCGCCUCCACGCAAAACGAGUUUUUUUUGCCCCUUCCAUUCCCACGAUAUGCGCUGAAUCCAUCUUCUUCUAUUCCCCUCUCUGUCUGCCUCGCGUCCGGGCAUCGGGGGGCGUGGAGGGGUGCAAUUAACGGGCGGGCUCGCGCGCGGCUCCCCUCCCAUCUCACCGCGAUCCCUUCGCCGUUCGUGAUUCUUCGCCCCCCACCCCGCCCACGACCCCCUCAAUUUCAUUUUUUUCCUCGCAUUUCUUCCCAUGUGCGCGGAUCUCGGGGCGCGGCCGGCCUAGGGUUUAUGGCUUUGGUCAAUCCAUGGCGUGCGCUGCCCAGGUCGCCCUGUCGCUUCUUCUUUAAUGCGCGUUGAUCCCCAUGGACGCCGAGUCCCGGGACGUUUAUGGCUUCGCGGUGCGGCCGCAGCAUCUGCAGCGUUUCCGCGAGUAUGCCAAGAUUUACAAGGAAGAGGAAGAUGAGAGAACACAUAGAUGGAAGGACUUCUUGGACAGAUUGGCUGAUUCUGCGGAUUUGCCCAGCACACCCAGCAUUCAUGCCGCUGCUGCGGGGGAUGCUGAAAGUGCAGAAAAGAGCGUCAAAGAAGAGCACCAUGAAGCCGAAAACACAGAUACCGACAAAAAUUUGGAAUAUUUGAAGGAAGCUGGCGGCAACGAGGAACUCAGAGAAGUAAAUGGCGAGCCAGGAGAUAUUAAGGGUGUCACUAGCAACUUGGAAAAACCAAAAGAGGACAGCAGUAGCAGAGGGGCAGAUUGUGAUGAAGACGAAGGUGAAGCAGAAGAGAGGAACAUCAAAAUAGAACGCGUAGAUCAAGUUGAUGACAAUGAUGAAUCCAUAGAAGCAAAAGGCAAGCCAGAGGAUUUCAACGAUGUUGCUGGCAACUCAGAAAAACUGAAAGAGGAGGCCAGUGCAGACUGUGUAACACCGAACAAAGCCUCGGAAGAAUUCAAGGAAAUAAAUGAGGGCUCUGAAGAAAUAAAAGUUAUAAAUGGGGGCUCGGAAGGAUUUAAAGAUCAAAAUGGUGGGUCAAAGGAACUGGGAGAAGUGAAUAAUGACAACUUCAAAAGGUUUGAGGAGAUCCCCUUCGAUAAGGGGUUGUUGGAUGAAUUGGAGCCCAUAAAAGUCGAGUCUUGGCGGCGGGUGAGGGCAUCACUCAGCAUCAUUGAGAAAAUGAUGAGCUCUCGGGUCGUCAAAAGAAAUGAUACUGCAAAUGCCAUAUCUGGAGAGGUUGCGACACCGCUUGCGUCAAUUGAAGAAGACAGGGCGGUAGAAGAAACUCAUGAAGGGAAUUCAGCAGAGGAGUCAUAUGAUGCAGAGAAGGUGGAUCGGUCACAGGACGGGGCACCUGGUGAUUCAACGAGUGUUACAUUGGAGGGAGACAAUGGAGGGUCUUAUUUUCCUUGGAGGGAGGAACUGGAGAGCUUGGUUCGUGGAGGUGUGCCAAUCGCUCUUAGAGGAGAGAUGUGGCAAGCAUUUGUGGGUGUUGGUGCUCGGAAAAUCACUGGGUAUUACAACAAAUUGCUAGAUGAAAGGACCGAUGUAUUGGAUGAAAAGGACCUUAAGGACCAAGUGGUGAAUGAACAGAAAAGUUCACCAAAAAAGGAUCCCAAGCCUGAGAAGUGGAAAGGACAGAUAGAGAAGGAUUUGCCUCGAACAUUUCCAGGACACCCUGCAUUAGAUGAGGACGGGAGAAAUGCCUUGAGGCGGUUAUUAACAGCAUACGCAAGGCAUAAUCCAUCUGUUGGAUACUGCCAGGCCAUGAACUUUUUUGCCGGGCUAUUUUUAUUGUUCAUGCCUGAAGAGAAUGCAUUCUGGGCUCUGGUGGGGGUCAUUGACGAGUACUUUGAGGGUUACUACACUGAGGAAAUGAUUGAAUCACAGGUUGACCAACUUGUUCUUGAGGACGUUGUACGAGAAAGGUUCCCAAAAUUGGCCAAACAUACGGAUAUCUUGGGAGUUCAGGUGACAUGGGUGACUGGACCAUGGUUUCUUUCAAUUUUCAUCAACAUGCUUCCAUGGGAAAGUGUUCUUCGUGUUUGGGAUGUGAUCCUCUUUGAAGGAAAUCGUACAAUGUUGUUCCGGACAACCCUUGCUUUGCUGGACUUAUAUGGGCCUGCCUUGGUGACCACAAAGGAUGCUGGAGAUGCAAUUACGUUACUGCAGUCUCUUGCUGGCUCUACCUUUGACAGCAGCCAACUUGUAUUGACAGCUUGUAUGGGUUUUCAGUCAGUCAAAGAAAUGGGAUUGCGAGAGCUAAGAGAAAAGCACAGGCCAGAGAUUAUAGCGGCUAUGGAGGAAAGAUCAAAAGACCGUAAAUCCUGGAAAGAUAAGAAGGGGUUAGCAACUAAAUUAUAUAGCUUUAAACAUGACCCCUCAUCUGUGUGCCCACAAGUUGAUUCCAAGGAAGGGGCAGAUGGUUUGCAAGUGAAUGGGGACUCUGGGUCAACAAACCUGGGGAGCUACCUUACUGGUUUAGCAUUAGAAAAUGAGUUGGAUGAGGGCAUUGAUCUUCAAGAUCAGGUAACAUGGCUAAAGGUUGAGCUGUGCAAACUGCUUGAGGAGAAAAGAUCAGCUGAACUCAGGGCCGAGGAGUUAGAAACUGCUUUAAUGGAGAUGGUCACGCAAGACAAUAGACGUACGCUGAGUGCUACGGUUGAGAAAUUGGAGGCAGAGGUAUCUGAAUUCCGAAAAUCUUUCGAAGAUAAGCAAGAACAAGAAAAGGCAAUGCUUGAGAUUUUGUUAAGAAUGGAGCAGGAGCAGAAAGUGACAGAAGAUGCCCGCAUAGCUGCUGAGCGAGAUGCUGCUGAACAAAAAUAUGCUGCUCAUUUGAUCCAGGAGAAGUAUGAAGCAGUCUUGAUAGCACUUUCACAAAUGGAGAAGAGAGCUGUGAUGGCAGAAACUAUGUUGGAAGCUACAAAGCAGUACCAGGCUGGGCAGGUUAAAGCCAUCCAAACGUUCGCCCCAAAGUCACCGCAUGCAGACCUUGGGAAGAUAAAUCAAGAACCAAAUCAAGAUACACCUAACAAGAAAUUGGGCAUACUUUCUAGGGGGCUUGGAUGGCUAGAGAAGAGCAAGCAGGGAAAGUCGAAUCCCGCUGAAACGAAUGAAGGCUAAACUCCUGUGGAAUCAGGUAGAAAAUCGUCGGUGCCAGCAAGGAUCUUGAUAUCCAUGAGUGAUUGGGUUGCCAGAUCGCCAGAAGAAUCCUUCGAAACCAGCUAAUUUUUGUCGGCAGGAAGAAUCAAGUUAUGUUUCUCAUGAAGUUUUGCUGAAAUUGUACUUUGUACCAUAUUGGGUUCAAUGGUCAGAUGGAGUUAUGUUGGUAGGUCCAAAUCUUUGCAAGGCAUCCUUGUAAAUUUUCUUCUCCGAUUAGUUUCAUUAAGAUUGUCAAUAUUUAGUGUUACGGUUAGGAGAAAGAAAAAAUACACACGAAACCCCCUGUGUUGUUAGGUUAGUUUUUGAGGAUGUCAUAGGGUUAUACUGGGGAAGAGCAUGUUUUGUUUCUCUUGUGGAAAGAGUUUUGCAAAAGCACUGUAAAGGAAAUGAUGUUCCAGUGUCUUAUUUGUUCUUUUGAUACCGUUGGCUUGCAACAUAUUCUUGGCAUAUGUUGCUUAGUGUAAAAUACAAAGUAUCUGUUGAUUAUUGCCAGGAAUGAUCAUUCAAUAUAUGGCAUCUAUAUUUGUGUUCGUUUA
Triticum aestivum (bread wheat) is the source of this 3764-nucleotide messenger RNA. Its product is annotated as ecotropic viral integration site 5 protein homolog. The transcript is spliced from 18 exons. Lineage: Eukaryota; Viridiplantae; Streptophyta; Magnoliopsida; Poales; Poaceae. The coding region runs from base 436 to 3189 and encodes 917 amino acids. The record is from RefSeq and is a predicted model, not a curated record. Gene Ontology annotation, biological process: regulation of GTPase activity. Gene Ontology annotation, molecular function: small GTPase binding; GTPase activator activity.